AUCCGAUAAACAAUGAAGCUGGCUAAUGUCUUCUGGCUUCCACGCUUUUCUCUCUCAGUAGUAGUAAUCAUGAUGAGCAUCGCAUUCGUUUCUCUAUUCUCGCACGUGCAAUCCUGUUUUCCCUACACGUGUGCAUGCGAAUCUCCUCCUAUACGAGCCUCCCCGCCAAUUUCUUUUUCCUAUAAAACCGGGCCCGGAAUCUUAGGCAAGUCCAUAACUGACACACGGAUGGCCGAUAUGGAGAACAAAUUUGUUGUCGAUGUCGAGAAACUUCGCGCUGAGUUCCUUCAAGUUUUGCGCAGCCGGCGAUCUGUAGAAGCUCCGCUUCGCGUGGAAUCUGCAAAACCUGUUACAGACCCUUUGUAUCAGGAUGCUACCCCACCAACGUUCAGCGAGGCAAUGGAAUCUUGUCCAAAGGCAAAUAUUUCCAAUCUCAAGGACUUGCUACAAGAAGAAAAUCUUUACUUAAUAACCGAGGCAGGAGAGCAAGGACGCUUGCCUCUGUUGAUUAUAAGCCUCAAGGAAAAAAGUAACCAAACCAGGCCUGCUGUUGUUUUUCUGCACAGUACACACAAGAACAAAGAGUGGUUAAGACCCUUGCUAGAGGCAUUUGCUUCAAGGGGAUAUAUAUCCAUUGCCAUUGAUUCCCGCUACCAUGGUGAACGUGCCAGGAAUAAGACCACCUACAGAGAUGCUCUUAUAUCCUCAUGGAAGAAUGGUGAUACAAUGCCAUUCCUAUUUGAUACGGCCUGGGACCUGAUUAAACUGGCUGAUUAUCUGACAACUGAAAGGAAGGAUAUAGACCAUUCUAGGAUAGGAAUCACUGGGGAAUCACUUGGAGGUAUGCAUGCAUGGUUUGCUGCAGCUGCUGACACACGAUAUGCAGUAGUAGCCCCUAUAAUUGGUGUUCAGGGUUUCAGAUGGGCCAUAGAGAAUGAUAAGUGGCAGGGUCGAGUUGACAGUAUUAAGCCUGUUUUUGAGCAAGCAAGAAUUGAUUUAGGGAAGAAAGAAAUUGACAGAGAAGUGGUGGAGAAGGUCUGGGAUAGGAUUGCUCCUGGCCUAGCCUCAAAGUUUGACUCUCCUUACACAAUACCAGCUAUUGCACCACGGCCCUUGCUGAUUUUAAAUGGUGCAGAAGAUCCUCGGUGUCCACUUGAUGGGUUAAAGGAACCGCAUUCAAGAACAUGCAAAGCUUAUGAAGCUGCAAAAUCUUUAGACAAUUUUAAGUUAAAUGCGCAACCUGGAAUCGGUCAUCAGAUGACCUCAGAAAUGGUAAAAGAAGCUAGCGACUGGUUUGACAAGUUCCUCAAGUGAUGCUGCUCUAGUUCAAAUAUGUUUGUUUAUUGCAUCUAAUAUUACUAGUUUGCAUUGUUUCGUAUUGAGACUUGACGCUAGUUGUGGUUUUGUGCAUUCAAUAAGUCCAAUGUUAGGACUAUUGAUUGCUCAAUAGGACUAAGUGAAAAGUAUUAUGCUAAUAGGCAAUAUUUUGUGUAAUAAAUUCAGGCCAUGGAUUUAAUACAGAAAGAUAAUUGUGUUCACAAA
This is a messenger RNA of Ziziphus jujuba (common jujube), 1542 nucleotides long. RefSeq lists its product as uncharacterized. Lineage: Eukaryota; Viridiplantae; Streptophyta; Magnoliopsida; Rosales; Rhamnaceae. The coding region runs from base 13 to 1314 and encodes 433 amino acids. The record is from RefSeq and is a predicted model, not a curated record. Gene Ontology annotation, biological process: proteolysis. The transcript is spliced from 13 exons. Gene Ontology annotation, molecular function: serine-type peptidase activity.